CGGUCCCACCGCCCCUUUAAAAGAGAACCCGGCCCACCGCCUGCCGCGGCGGCGACCGCGCAGCCCACUCGUCACGCGGCCCGCAGCGUCCAGCCCGGGCCGGCUCACCUCAGGCGGUCGCUGCCGCCCUCGCGCCUGCGCGCCCCUCGCCCCGCCCCUCUCCCCGCCCGCGUCCCGCGCACCGCAGGCCUCUGCCCCUCGCCCACCGCAGGACCCGCCCCGCGCACGCGCCGCACGUGCCACACGCACCCCACGCCCCUGCGCACGCGCAGGCCCCAAGUCGCGGCCAAUGGGCGACGCGGCCGCAGAUCCGCCCGGCCCCGCCCUGCCCUGUGAGUUCCUCCGGCCGGGCUGCGGGGCUCCGCUCAGUCCGGGAGCGCAGCUGGGCCGCGGCGCUCCUACCUCCGCCUUCCCACCGCCCGCAGCUGAAGCACAUCCCGCAGCCCGGCGCGGACUCCGAUCGCCGCAGUUGCCCUCCGGCGCCAUGUCGCAGAACGGAGCGCCCGGGAUGCAGGAGGAGAGUCUGCAGGGCUCCUGGGUAGAACUGCACUUCAGCAAUAAUGGGAACGGGGGCAGCGUUCCAGCCUCGGUGUCUAUUUAUAAUGGUGACAUGGAAAAAAUACUGCUGGACGCACAGCAUGAGUCUGGACGGAGUAGCUCCAAGAGUUCUCACUGUGACAGCCCACCUCGCUCACAGACACCACAAGAUACCAACAGAGCUUCUGAAACAGAUACCCAUAGCAUUGGAGAGAAAAACAGCUCACAGUCUGAGGAAGAUGAUAUUGAGAGAAGGAAAGAAGUUGAAAGCAUCUUGAAGAAAAACUCAGAUUGGAUAUGGGAUUGGUCAAGUCGGCCGGAAAAUAGUCCCCCCAAGGAGUUCCUCUUUAAACACCCGAAGCGCACGGCCACCCUCAGCAUGAGGAACACGAGCGUCAUGAAGAAAGGGGGCAUAUUCUCUGCAGAAUUUCUGAAAGUUUUCCUUCCAUCUCUGCUGCUCUCUCAUUUGCUGGCCAUCGGAUUGGGGAUCUAUAUUGGAAGGCGUCUGACAACCUCCACCAGCACCUUUUGAUGAAGAACUGGAGUCUGACUUGGUUCGUUAGUGGAUUACUUCUGAGCUUGCAACAUAGCUCACUGAAGAGCUGUUAGAUCCUGGGGUGGCCACGUCACUUGUGUUUAUUUGUUCUGUAAAUGCUGCGUUCCUAAUUUAGUAAAAUAAAAGAAUAGACACUAAAAUCAUGUUGAUCUAUAAUUAUACCUAUGGGAUCAAUAAGCAUGUCAGACUGAUUAAUGUCUACUGUAAAAAAUUUGGUAGUAAAUUUUCAUUUGAUAUUAGAUAUAAAUAUCUGAAUAUAAAUAAUUUUAAUAUACUAGUCAUGAUGUGUGUUGUAUUUUAAAAAUUAUCUGCAACCUUAAUUCAGUUGAAGUACUUUAUAUUUCGAAAGAAUGAAUAACAUUGAUAAUAAAAUCGCUACUUUAAGGGGUUUGUCCAAAAUAUUGUGGCCUUAUAUAUCACACUAUUGUAGAAAGUAUUAUUUAAUUUAAAUGGAUGCAGGUUGUCUACUAAAGAAAGAUUAUACAUAACUAUGCUAAUUGUCCAUAAUCAACAGAAACCAAGAUAGAGCUACAAACUCAGCUGUACAGUUCGUACACUAAACUCUUCUUGCUUUUGCAUUAUAAGGAAUUAAGUCUCCGAUUAUUAGGUGAUCACCCUGGAUGAUCAGUUUUCUGCUGAAGGCACCUGCUCAGUAUCUUUUCCUCUUUAUCACUCUGCAUUGGUGAAUUUAAUCCUCUCCUUUGUGUUCAACUUUUGUGUGCUUUUAAAAUCAGCUUUAUUCUAAGCAAAUCUGUGUCUACUUUAAAAAACUGGAAAUGGAAAAAAAAAUAAAUCUUUGCCAAAUCCUUCA
This is a messenger RNA of Pan troglodytes (chimpanzee), 1904 nucleotides long. RefSeq names its product BCL2 interacting protein 3 (gene BNIP3). The transcript is spliced from 6 exons. The record is from RefSeq and is a predicted model, not a curated record. Bases 290 to 1069 code for a protein of 259 amino acids. Gene Ontology annotation, biological process: mitochondrial outer membrane permeabilization; positive regulation of apoptotic process. Gene Ontology annotation, cellular component: nucleus; mitochondrial envelope; mitochondrial outer membrane. Lineage: Eukaryota; Metazoa; Chordata; Mammalia; Primates; Hominidae.